This is a messenger RNA of Spea bombifrons (plains spadefoot toad), 4126 nucleotides long. It is a transcript of the gene IPO5, whose product is annotated as importin 5. Gene Ontology annotation, cellular component: nucleus; cytoplasm. The record is from RefSeq and is a predicted model, not a curated record. The coding region runs from base 80 to 3364 and encodes 1094 amino acids. NCBI's taxonomy places the organism in Eukaryota, Metazoa, Chordata, Amphibia, Anura, Pelobatidae. Gene Ontology annotation, biological process: protein import into nucleus. The transcript has 26 exons. Gene Ontology annotation, molecular function: small GTPase binding; nuclear import signal receptor activity.
CACUCCCCUCCGAGGCUGCUCUCCGGCCCGCGCUCAGCUCUCGCCCUCUCUCUCUUUCCCCGUGUGUGGAGCGGCAGCAAUGGCGGCGGAGCAGCAGCAGUUUUACCUGCUUUUGGGCAAUCUACUCAGCCCGGACAACGGCACGAGGAAGCAGGCCGAGGAAACUUAUGACAGUAUCCCUGGUCCAUCCAAGAUCACUUUCCUAUUGCACUCCAUCAGAAAUGCAGGUGCUGCUGAGGAGGCAAGACAAAUGGCAGCUGUUCUUUUGCGGCGGCUGUUAUCUUCCUCCUUUGAAGAAGUCUAUCCGUCACUCCCUGCCGAGGUCCAGGAUGCAAUCAAAAGUGAACUGCUGCUUGUCAUUCAGUUGGAAGCUCAGUCUAACAUGAGAAAAAAGAUCUGCGACAUCGUUGCAGAGUUGGCUAGAAAUUUAAUUGAUGAUGAUGGCAAUAACCAGUGGCCUGAAGCUUUAAAGUUCCUGUUUGAUUCUGUGAGCUCUCAAGAUGUUGGACUUCGUGAAGCUGCCCUUCACAUUUUCUGGAAUUUUCCAGGAAUAUUUGGAAAUCAGCAACAACAUUACCUAGAUGUCAUCAAAAGAAUGCUUGUGCAGUGCAUGCAAGACCAGAAUACCCCUGUGAUCAGGACCUUGUCUGCCAGGGCCGCUGGCGCAUUUAUACUAGCCAAUGAACACAACGUCCCUCUGUUGAAACAUUUUGCAGACUUGUUACCUGGAAUCUUACAGGCUGUUAACGAGUCCUGUUAUCAGAAUGACGACUCUGUCCUGAAAUCGUUGGUUGAAAUUGCAGACACUGUUCCAAAGUUUUUGAGACCACAUUUGGAGGCAACCUUGCAGCUGAGCUUAAAGCUUUGUGCAGACAGCAGUUUGAACAAUAUGCAGAGACAACUGGCCCUUGAAGUUAUUGUGACCCUUUCUGAAACAGCAGCGGCAAUGCUGAGAAAACAUACCAACAUUGUUGCACAGGCCAUUCCACAGAUGUUGGCGAUGAUGGUGGAUUUAGAAGAAGAUGAUGACUGGCCAAAUGCAGAUGAAUUGGAAGAUGAUGAUUUUGACAGCAAUGCAGUAGCUGGUGAAAGUGCUUUGGACAGAAUGGCCUGCGGUCUGGGUGGAAAAAUUGUUCUUCCCAUGAUUAAGGAACACAUAAUGCAAAUGCUUCAAAACCCUGACUGGAAGUAUAGGCAUGCUGGUCUCAUGGCAUUAUCUGCCAUUGGUGAAGGUUGUCACCAACAAAUGGAGGGUAUCCUUAAUGAGAUGGUCAACUUUGUGUUACUUUUCCUACAAGACCCUCAUCCAAGAGUGCGUUAUGCUGCCUGUAAUGCUAUUGGGCAGAUGGCAACUGACUUUGCACCAGCUUUCCAGAAGAAGUUUCAUGAGAAGGUCAUUGCAAGCCUGCUGCAGACCAUGGAGGACCAAGCCAACCCACGUGUCCAGGCUCAUGCAGCGGCUGCUCUUAUCAACUUUACUGAAGAUUGUCCAAAGUCACUUCUCAUUCCUUAUCUGGAUAACCUAGUUAAGCAUUUACACACGACCAUGGUGGUCAAACUGCAAGAACUGAUACAGAAGGGCACCAAACUGGUCCUGGAGCAGGUUGUGACCUCCAUAGCCUCUGUAGCAGACACAGCAGAGGAGAAAUUUGUACCCUACUAUGACUUGUUCAUGCCCUCUCUAAAACACAUAGUGGAAAACGCUGUGCAGAAGGAGCUCCGACUUCUGAGAGGAAAAACCAUAGAGUGCAUUAGUCUGAUUGGUCUUGCUGUUGGGAAGGAAAAGUUCAUGCAAGACGCAUCAGAUGUUAUGCAACUGCUGCUAAAGACACAAACCGACUUCAGUGACUUGGAAGAUGAUGAUCCGCAGAUAUCAUAUAUGAUCUCAGCAUGGGCACGAAUGUGCAAGAUUCUGGGCAAGGAGUUCCAGCAGUACCUUCCUGUGGUUAUGGGGCCUUUAAUGAAAACCGCAUCUAUUAAACCUGAAGUGGCUCUUCUUGACACGCAAGAUAUGGAGAGUAUGAGUGAGGAUGAUGGCUGGGAAUUUGUCAACCUUGGUGACCAGCAAAGUUUUGGCAUUAAGACUGCUGGACUUGAAGAAAAAGCCACAGCCUGUCAGAUGUUGGUUUGUUAUGCCAAGGAACUGAAAGAGGGAUUUGCCGAUUACACAGAACAAGUUGUGAAGCUUAUGGUCCCGUUGCUUAAAUUCUAUUUCCAUGAUGGUGUUCGGGUUGCUGCUGCUGAGUCGAUGCCUCUGCUUUUGGAGUGUGCCAGGGUGCGUGGCCCAGAGUAUUUGACACAGAUGUGGCAUUUUAUGUGUGAUGCUCUGAUUAAGGGGAUCGGGACAGAGCCGGAUUCAGAUGUGCUGUCAGAAAUAAUGCAUUCUUUUGCCAAGUGCAUUGAAGUAAUGGGAGAUGGAUGCUUAAACAACGAACACUUUGAGGAACUUGGGGGUAUACUUAAAGGCAAGCUAGAAGAGCACUUUAAAAAUCAAGAGCUUCGGCAAGUGAAAAGACAAGACGAAGACUAUGACGAAGAAGUUGAGGAGUCCUUACAAGAUGAAGAUGAUAAUGAUGUUUACAUCUUGACUAAAGUGUCAGACAUUUUGCACUCAAUAUUCAGUAGCUACAAGGAAAAAGUUUUACCAUGGUUUGAGCAGUUGUUGCCAUUGAUUGUAAAUUUAAUUUGCCCUCAUAGACCUUGGCCGGAUAGGCAGUGGGGUCUCUGCAUCUUUGAUGAUGUAAUUGAACAUUGUAGUCCUUCUUCCUUUAAAUAUGCUGAGUACUUCCUGAGGCCCCUGUUGCAGUCUAUCUGUGAUAACAGCCCCGAGGUUCGACAAGCAGCUGCUUAUGGAGUUGGUGUGAUGGCACAGUUUGGAGGUGACAACUAUCGUCCUUUCUGUACAGAAGCUCUUCCUCUUCUUGUUGGGGUUAUCCAGGCUGCUGACUCAAAAACCAAAGAAAACGUAAAUGCAACAGAAAACUGCAUCUCCGCAGUCGGAAAAUUCAUGAAGUUCCGAUCUGAUUGUAUUAAUGUCGAGGAGGUGCUACCCCAUUGGCUGUCAUGGCUGCCCCUUCAUGAGGACAAAGAAGAAGCUGUUCACACAUUUAACUUCCUGUGUGACCUAAUUGAAAGUAACAAUCCAAUUGUACUAGGACCCAACAAUUCAAACUUGCCUAAAAUAUUUAGUAUUAUAGCAGAUGGCGUGGUCCAUGAAUCUAUUAAGAAAGAAGACAUAUGUGGCAAACGGCUUGUUAAUGUAGUUCGACAAGUUCAGGCUUCAGGAGGACUGUUUACAGAAUGUGUAUCACAACUGAAUGCGGCCCAGCAGAAAGCAUUGCAGGACCUGCUUAGCACUGUGUGAAGGCCUCUUGCUACCAUGAAUUAGGACAACUUAACAUCAAAUAAACGUACCUCUUCUGUUUAGGUUUCUUUGUUUUGUUUUGAGAGCAGUAGUGCUUUAUAGGCCAUUUUUUCUGCAGGCCAUAUAACGGGGCUGGGAGAAAAGCACUGUAUCCCAGACGGAGAGAUGUUAAAUGGAUACUUCCCAACAAGAAUGACGAUUCCUGCAGAUCUACAAACUCAGAAAGAAUUAUUUUUUUCUAUCCUAUGUCUACUCUCCUUUCACUUCUGUGACUAGGACGAAGAGGCUUUAAAUUGUCUCAAAUGCCAUUGAAUUAGGCGUCUGUGUGCUAUAGGAAGGUCUUUAUACAAAUGGACCUUUAAUCCCACACAAUGAAGGGCCAAUAAGGGAUACCACUCACCCCGUUCUGGAGACAGUUGUUUGAGAAGCUUAUUAGUUGCACAAUACGAUGUUAUAAUCGUCAAGACAGAUUUUAUCUUCAACAGAGUGUUAACCCAACUCUGCACUAAGUGCAGGAUAGAAAGAAAAUGUUAUGCCCUAUGAAAUCCAAACCCAAAGGCUUUAGAAAAAGGAAGCUUCCAUGAAGUCCAUUUUGACAUCAAUAUAUUUUGAGUUUUUUGUGUUUUUAUUCCACCCCUCUGACACAGAAGAUGUAUGGAUUGAUACAGGAAAAUCAUUUAGUUUCAGACCCUUGAAUGUGAAAUGUCUUUUGGCAUGUCUGGCAAUACCACCUUCACUCUUCAAUAAACAAUAUUGAAAUAA